AGAGAGGCAAUGCCUGGAUUAAACCUGAGAGUCUCACACAUGGGCUCACAGAAUAUUUAAUUGGAAGAAACAAAAACAGAAAAAGGUGGAAAAACUCAGCAGUCAUGUCAGUUCACUUUGAUGAAAGAAGUGGGACCGUGCGUUGUAAGACCCCAUGGGGUGAAUGGUAUCAAACCAUGGAAGAAGUUUUCAUUGAUGUCCAGGUUCCAGUUGGAACAUCUGCAAAAGAAAUCAAAUGUAGCCUGGGGAGUAAAGAUAUCACAUUGUCUGUCAAGGGGAAAGAGAUGCUGAAGGGGAAACUCUAUGAUUCUACUGUUUCUGAUGAAGGAACCUGGACACUAGAGGACAAGAAACAGGUGUGUAUUGUGCUGAGGAAAAGUAACCGAGGAGCUGGGAACUGCUGGCCUUCAUUGCUGGAAGGGCAGUAUAAUGCUGACCCCUUGCUGCAAGAUGAAAUGCAGAAGAAACUCACACUGGAAAGGUUCCAAAGGGAGCAUCCUGGCUUUGACUUUAGUGGAGCUGACAUUUCUGGAAACUAUGCUGGUGGAGGUCCAGAUUUCUCAAACCUGGGAAAGUGAGGAAGACUUAAAGACAUGAAAAGUGGUGACUGAGUUGCUUCUACAGAACAUUAAUGGACUUUGAAAAGAACAGCACAGAAGACAAGCCUUUGAAGUGCAUGAAGGACUUAAUGACCCAAAACUUGCUGGGAAAAUAAGGGCAAGUUCACAAAGCACACUGUUAUUGGUGUUUAAAUAACCCAGAAAUUUGUGUUGAGGAAGAAAUAUGCCAUGAGUUAUGAACUGCUACAAAUUGCUGGACAAUUUGAAAUGCACCAUUGUUGGCCUUGCAAAAACAGGAGCUUGCUGUCACCCUCCCCUUGCAUUUCAAUAAGUUGCUGGAUUUGUACCGUAAAUGUAAUGAAACACACCACUUAGAGUUCGGCAGCUAUUUCACGUCAGAACCCUGUUAAAUGGGGCACUCAAACUUGGAAACUCCGAAAGAGAACAAUUAAGACUGGAGUCUCAACUCCUAUGAGUAUUAAAUUGUCCUCAAAGGCUUUUCAAAUUAUAUAUAUAUAUAUUUUUAAAAUUUUUUGCUUUACAUUUGUCCCUUUUCUCCCUCUCCCAAUCCCAUCUUUAUUCCUCUUUUUAUGUCUUUGUACCUAAUUUGGCUCGCAUUCACCCUAUUCCCUUCUCUGCCAUGCACUGUUUCUUUCUCCUCUUAAUUAGAACAAUAAGAUAAAGCAAAUUUGACAAAAGUGCCCCCCUUUUUUUAAAGAGGCGCAUAAACAAUAAAACUGAUCUUUUGUUUUUAAAAAUAAAGGAAACGUAAUUAAAUUCAGAAUAUCAUCUACAGUCUCGACAGUGCAGUCCUUGCAGUGCCCAAUGGUCAGGGAAGGCCUGAAGUGUACUGAUGGAAACUGUGUGCUCCUUCUCCAGGGCCACCCAGGUGCUGAAGAGAGGCAGCCAGAGCGUUCACCCCCCAAAGAGAGGCAGGCAGAGCGUUCACCCCCACUUUUUUGGCCCGUUUCUUUCGCUGUCCCUGUAAGAUGGUCAAGUAGUUUACCAUAUUGCUGUUGGCAUGUCAUAAUUGAUUCCAGUAAUUUGCGGCACUAAAAUAAUUGGAGAUGAAGGUUGAGGAGAAAAAUCCAAUUCGUGCUGCUGGCCACAAAAUGCCUGUCUCCAGCAAAUUCUGGGCCACAGAUAUAUGAGCUUUAAAAUGAAUUUUACUGCUUAAAAAAUAAAAUUCUGCACAAAAAUUCA
Molecule: messenger RNA, 1763 nt
Organism: Carcharodon carcharias (great white shark)
Lineage: Eukaryota; Metazoa; Chordata; Chondrichthyes; Lamniformes; Lamnidae
Gene: nudcd2
Product: NudC domain containing 2
Exons: 5
Coding region: 105-578 (157 amino acids)
Biological process (GO): protein folding
Cellular component (GO): cytoplasm
Source: RefSeq, a predicted model, not a curated record